Paraglomus occultum is the source of this 445-nucleotide messenger RNA. The record is from the annotation of a GenBank genome assembly. Lineage: Eukaryota; Fungi; Glomeromycota; Glomeromycetes; Paraglomerales; Paraglomeraceae.
UAAUAAUCAAAAUAAGGGUGCCAGCACAUAUAAUGGGAGCACGACUACACCAUACAAUAAUGCUUACGGAGCUGAUGUAAAUGCAGCAUAUAAUUCAUCGACAACAGCUUAUAACCCGUAUAACCCGUAUAAUCAAGCGAGAUACUAUCAGCAGCAGUAUUCAUAUGGAUAUUAUCCUCAAGGACAAGGCCAGACUGCGACAACAGGUGAUUCAAGCUAUUACUACGGAUACUCAUCGACCGGAUAUCAAGCACCAGCGACAAAUUAUACAUCUGCGUAUUCGAAUGCUAGUGGCUAUUCUGCCACGUCAGGUACCUCUCAACAGUCGCAGCAUCAAUCCUUAUCCCCGUCAGCGUCAAGUCCAACGGGGUCAGUAGGAAGCGCAUACGAAGACAAAAGCAACACUGAUUAUCAUGCCGUUCCUCCACCAGAUUCAUAUGAUGAG